Alnus glutinosa is the source of this 1793-nucleotide messenger RNA. RefSeq names its product tobamovirus multiplication protein 1. The coding region runs from base 231 to 1319 and encodes 362 amino acids. The record is from RefSeq and is a predicted model, not a curated record. Lineage: Eukaryota; Viridiplantae; Streptophyta; Magnoliopsida; Fagales; Betulaceae. The transcript has 13 exons.
UGCAUCAAUGGCCAAAGUCUUUGUUAAUCGUUAUUUGCCAGAACCGAUACUGGACACAUUUCUCAAAUCAAACACUCAAAAUUCCUGUCUUGUCCGACCCCAAACAAGUCAAAGCAACACGAACUCUCGCGCUCUCUCUCUCUCUCUCUCUCUCUCUCUCUCUGUGAGUUCCUGAGAUAGCAAGACAUAGAGGUAGGUCUCUGAGUUGCCGUGCGUUUGGCAAGAAUAAGAUGGUUUUGUUGGAAUCAAUAGCAGAAGCCAAAGGUUGCUUUCCUAGGAACUUGCUGAUUCUCAAUAUUGCUCUGGCUUCCAUCAACGGCUUUCUUGCUACCAUUGCAUUUUCUCAGCUAAUCAGGAUUCAUAUGCGGAAUCAACAAAAUGGAUGGACACGCCAAAAAGUACUCCAUCUCAUGAUUGGCUCUUCCAACUUGGGUUAUUUUGUAUACUUUGUAUCUACACUUGUUGCUACUUGUGAGGGCUGGCUUUGCUGGUCUAAUGGUUGCGGAUUUAUACUCAUGGCGUACCCCAAAAUUUUGUUUCUUGCAGCAUUUCUCCUCCUCCUAUCCUUCUGGGUUGACCUUUGCCAUCAGGCAAAAGAUGAAGAGGAUGAUGAUGAUGAUGAAACUAGUAUCCAACAGGCCUUGUUGGAAAAUUUGAAGAGUAAACCUAGGUCAUCAAACACAGAUGGUCACUGGAGAUGUUGCUCACUCCACGGCAUUCAUGUUGGAAGCAGGCAAAAAUUUGUGAUUACAGUUGUUGUGCUUGUUUUUGUAUUAAUGAUGUCAUUUGCUGCCAUAAUCUGGAUUGGUGUGGGCAAGAAUCCUAUCAAUUCUGCAGUGGUUGCUCGGGUAUAUGAAGAUUUGCUUGCUGUAGCAUUCCUUUUUCUGGGAGGAGCAUUAGGUUGCUACGGUCUUAUGCUGUUCUUUAAAUUGAAGAAAGUACGGUCUGAGAAAGCUUCAUCAGAGAUGUGGAAGGUUGCUGGUUUAGCAGUUGUCUCUGUUGUAUGUUUUGCGGCAAGUACUUCAGUUGCUCUUCUGACAGAUAUUCCUCUUUUUUACCACUGGCAUCUGAAGAAAAUAAAUGAAGUAAAAGCACUUGCUCUUCUGAUUUUGUACUACUUUAUAGGUUCUUGUGUGCCCUCAGCUUUUGUGUUAUGGAUCAUGAGAGAAUUGCCACCACCAAUAAAAAAAGUUCAUAAAGAAGAACAAUCAAGAGCAGUAACUUUUAUCAGCUAUGGAGCUGCAGUCCCACAGCAACCUCUGCGCUGGGCUACUGCAACUAGUUCAAAGAACCAGGCAUCAAGGGCAAGUCCCAUAUGAGUAAAUCUUAUGGAGGCGGAAUUCAGAAAGCGUGGUGCGUUGGUCUAGAAAAAGAAAUGCUGGAAACACAAACCUAGCGUACGCAAUGAGUUGUAACUUGGGCGGUGCAUUCCAAAUUUAUGAACUAGCUGCCUCAGCCUUCCUUCCUUACAAAGCACUCAAAAGGCUGAUGAUACCUACAUACCUGUGGCUGCCACUGUUUUUCCAGAUUCGGUGCAGUGUACAUAGUUGCUUGUGGAGGUUACUUUUAACUUUUCCAAAUGGAAGCUUACGUCAUAUUGUAAAUCAUCCUACGAUGAUUGGUAGAUACAUGCAGCCACUUAAACCUAUCUUGGAUACUAAAGUUAAUGGUUUGUGUUAGGUUAAUGGUAUAUAGAAGACAAAACAGUUAAGACGUGUAAAGUUGUUGCAAUAUUUCCUUAUCUUGAGUUUGGAUGAGGGAUUUUGAUGUAGAAUUUUACUUUUAAGUUGUAA